AUGGUCACGAUCCACAUCGAAGUCGUUUCCGACACCCUUUGUCCCUGGUGCUACGUCGCCAAAGCCAAUCUCGACCGCGCCAUCGCCCUGCACCGCGAGCGCGACCCUGAUACUGUCUUCCAUGUGGUGUGGAAGCCCUUCUACCUGUACCCCAACUUGCCUCCAACUAGUAUGGCCCCUUCUUCCGCUGUUCUGAUCCUUCCCGUCUUGCCUGUCUCUGCCAUGUCCCCUCCUUUCUCGCCAAGAAAGCACGAGCCAUUCUCAUUGACACACACACCAGACCAACCCCGAGCGCCCCUUUACCCCUUUGCGCCAGAUAUUCAGUCCCGCCUCACGACCGCCGCCCAGGAGGCCCGCCUGACGCUGUCCCCCGCGUCCUUCACGGCUGGCAGAGCAGGGAACUCCCGCCCGGCCCACCAGCUCCUACGCCACCUCGCUCGCUCCCAGUCGUCGUCGCCAGCAUCGACCCCGUCUCCGAGAGCCACAAGCUCCUCAGCACCCUUCCCGUCAGUCCCCGGCCACGGUUACGCGCAGCCCCGCGGCGCCAUGCCUGCCUAUUCCACACCACAGUCCCGCUUUCUCGACGCUCUUUUCAAUGCCUACUUUGCUCGAUGUCUCGACGUCUCCAACCGAGAGGUUCUCCUCGAGCUCGCGGUCAAGGCGGGUCUGGAACGCGCCGAGGCACAUGACGUACUCGAAAGUGAGGAGAGCCGUCGGGGGACGGACGAAGAGGCAGCGCGUGCGAGGGGGGAGAGGGGCGUCGAGGGAGUCCCGACCAUGACCAUACAGGGUCAAUGGAGGGUCGGCGGCAUGCAGGGCGUUGAAUUGUUGCUUGGCGUCUUCGAGAAGGCAGCGAGGGGCGUCGCAGCUGGAGGAGCGGGCGGUAGCGGCGGCAGAAGUCACUACGAAGGGGCAACGAGGCAGGGGAGUCGAGGAAGUGACAUGUGGCUGAGUAGCAUACUAGACGCAUGA
Molecule: messenger RNA, 972 nt
Organism: Verticillium nonalfalfae
Lineage: Eukaryota; Fungi; Ascomycota; Sordariomycetes; Glomerellales; Plectosphaerellaceae
Exons: 1
Coding region: 1-972 (323 amino acids)
Molecular function (GO): oxidoreductase activity
Source: RefSeq, a predicted model, not a curated record